Aquila chrysaetos chrysaetos is the source of this 1938-nucleotide messenger RNA. Its product is annotated as mothers against decapentaplegic homolog 4-like. Gene Ontology annotation, biological process: anatomical structure morphogenesis; transforming growth factor beta receptor signaling pathway; BMP signaling pathway. Gene Ontology annotation, cellular component: heteromeric SMAD protein complex. The record is from RefSeq and is a predicted model, not a curated record. Gene Ontology annotation, molecular function: I-SMAD binding; RNA polymerase II cis-regulatory region sequence-specific DNA binding; DNA-binding transcription factor activity, RNA polymerase II-specific. NCBI's taxonomy places the organism in Eukaryota, Metazoa, Chordata, Aves, Accipitriformes, Accipitridae.
CUGCCUCCGCUGGCAGGAUCUGCCCUGCCUGCCUGCCUGUGCUGUACAAAGGCCCCUGGGCCGAGGAUGCUGAGGCUGCCACGGCUUUUCCUGCAGGUUCUGCAUCCACCAGCUCAUGCCUCCUUCCCUGCAACGUUCGUGGGGGGGAGCCGGCCCCGGCUGGGCCCUGAGCCCCGGUCGGGCGGCGGGCAGGCGCCGGGGCGGGGAGCGGGGGGAGCGACUAUGGGUCCGUCUGGACGCAGACGGUCGCCCCGCCCGGGGUGGAAGCUCGGCUGUUAUUGGUUGGUGAGGAGACGGCAGGCUGUCACGACGUUUGCUAUUGGCUGCGACGCACCAGCGCCUCACGCGCUCCGGCUUCUCCCUUUUGUUAUUGUAGCAAACAAGUUGCGAAGCGGCGGCAGGAGCGGGCAGGGCUGCGGGCAGCGGGCUGCAGGCAGCUGGAGGAGAUGCAGCGGGAGCCGGGGCCCGAGUGAGGAGAGCCGGGCGGUGGCGGGGAGCAGCGCAAUGUCCCUCGGCGCGCCCACGAGCAGCGACGCCUGCCUGAGCAUCGUGCACAGCCUGAUGUGCCACCGGCAGGGCGGGGAGAACGAGACCUUUGCCAAGCGGGCCAUCGAGAGCCUCGUCAAGAAGCUCAAGGAGAAGAAGGACGAGCUUGACUCGCUCAUCGCCGCCAUCACCACCAACGGUGCCCACCCCAGCAAGUGCGUCACCAUCCAGCGCACCUUGGACGGGCGGCUCCAGGUGGCUGGCAGGAAGGGGUUCCCCCACGUCAUCUAUGCCAGGCUCUGGCGCUGGCCCGACCUACACAAAAACGAGCUGAAACACAUCAAAUUCUGCCAAUUUGCCUUCGACCUCAAGUACGACAGCGUCUGCGUCAACCCUUACCACUACGAGCGCGUGGUGGCCCCCACCAUCGGUCUGAGCAUCCAGAGCACAGUGCCCCCCACGCGCCUGGUGAAGGAGGAGUUUGUCCAUGACUGUGUGCAGAUGGAGGUGCCGCCCGGCCGGGAGCAGGGGGCCAAGCGGGCGCCGCAUCUGCCCCCUGCUGAGCCAUACCGCCAGCCGCUGCCCCCCCUGCAGCUCCCUGAGUCCCCCCAUGUCCCCAGGAGCCUCUACCCUGCGCUGCCCAUGUCACCCCCAGUGGCCCCUGGCAGCUCCCUGCUCUCACUGCCCCACGGCGAGGGGCUGCUGCAGAUCGCCUGCCCCACACCGCCCCCGGUCGCCCUGGCGCAGCCCCCCCUGCAGAACGGCUACCCCAAGCUGCCCUACCACAGUUCACCGACAAGCUGGACUGGUGCAGCUGUCUAUGCACCGAGCCUGGGGGGGCCGCAGCCCAGCAGCCAGAACCAUCCGCAGCCCCCAUUCCACCACCCCAACCACUACUGGCCCCCACACCAUAGCUCCGGGCCGUACCAGCAACCAGUGUCUACCCACCCGGGGCCAGAGUUUUGGUGCUCCAUCACCUACUUUGAGAUGGAUGUGCAGGUGGGGGAGAUCUUCAAGGUGCCAUCCAGCUGCCCUGUGGUCAUCGUGGACGGUUACGUGGACCCCUCGGGGGGGGACCGCUUCUGCCUGGGGCAGCUCUCCAAUGUGCACCGCACCGACGCCAGCGAGCGGGCCCGGCUGCACAUCGGGAAGGGCGUGCAGCUGGAGUGCCGGGGCGAGGGCGACGUGUGGAUGCGGUGCCUGAGCGACCACGCCGUCUUCGUGCAGAGCUACUACUUGGACCGGGAAGCUGGGAGAGCCCCCGGGGACGCUGUGCACAAGAUAUACCCCGGUGCCUACAUCAAGGUAUUUGACCUGCGCCAGUGCCACCGCCAGAUGCAGCAGCAAGCGGCCACGGCCCAGGCUGCAGCUGCCGCUCAGGCUGCUGCUGUAGCCGGCAACAUCCCAGGUCCCGGCUCAGUGGGAGGCAUCGCACCCGCCGUGGGUGAGUGA